GUUUUUCAAAAGAGGUGCAAUUUUGCGAAACCAUUUCCCCUUCGAGACGGCUUGUUGCAUUAGCCGCAUAUUCUUCAAAUCUGCACGUCAUGCUGACAACUGAUACGCACCUAUCAAGAUUGAAGCCCUCAGAAACGUCUCCAGAAGUGACUAAGCGGCCUUGGAAUGAGUCGAAAUGAGUUCGCUGUGCAGUUAUUUCUCAAAAACUAUUUUGAUUUCCGGGACAACACCCGAGAUUACGGAUCAAAUCCGACCCUGCUCAUUAAAUCUAUCACAUGCAAAUCUCGGCAUGUUCGAUGCGACACGGCACAACCAAGAUGUACGCCUUGUCAAAAGAGCUCCCGGCAAUGCCAAUACUCCUCAAUUCCAGAACCAGACCCCCUAAAAAUCGUCCUCUGGCAACCCAACAUCCUGGUUCCCCACCACAUCUCUCCAACCCCUUGUCAUACCGGUGCUGAAGUCCGAGCAUUCGACUUCUUCCGUACAAAGGUCGCCAUUGAUCUCAGCGGCUUCUUCGAUUCGAGUUUCUGGACUCAUGUUAUCUUGCAAGUUGCACAGGAAGAAGACCCUGUUCGGCAUGCCAUUGUGGCGUUGGCUUCUCUGUCGGAAACGAUACUUGAUAAGUCUCCCGAAAGCCUGGAAAGGCGUCCCAAAGCCUUCGCUAUCAGACAACACACCAAAGCAAUCUCGGAUUUGAACCAGAAAAUACAAGAAGGAAACGAAUCCUCUGUAGAGGUUGUGCUCAUGACUUGCGCCCUCUUUGUCUGCUUCGAGAUGUUUCAAAACAAUUAUGAAGCUGCAUUAAACCAUAUGUCAAGCGGGAUAUAUGUCUUGUUCAACUGGAUUUCGAAGGGCGAUUGUUCGAACCGACAUUCGAGAGAGAUGGCCGUCCAGCUUGAACGCGUAUUUGGGAGGCUGAUGUUGCAGACUCUCUUAUUCGUCCACACGAAGCCCGGCGAAUGGAAAUUUGUCAAGCCAGCCUUCACUCCUGCACUUCCAUCGAUCCCCUCGGUCCUCAGAUCUGUCGACGAGGCAAGAGAUUGUCUGGACAGCUGCAUGUGCUCUCUCUACCACGGGAUGUUGACCUCUCAGCUCCAAGCCCUAGGAGACACCGACUUGGACACUGGUCCCGCUUCCCAGCUCAGCGCCAAUCUUCUUGGCACCUGGUCGCGGUCCUUCAGAGCGUUCAUAACAGAGCAUAAUGGGAAACUCUCCACAAGAGAGCAAAAAGUGGCAAUCUUCCUCGAAAUCCAACAUAUCACAGCUACUAUCCUAGCAUCCGCAGGUCCCUCCAGCCAAGAAAUGAUCUUCGAUUCCUUCGAGGUAGCUUUUUCUCAGAUAAAUGCUCUCGAAUCUCGCCUCUUGAUCAGCAGUACCUCUGGGCAUUCCCUAAAAGUUGAGUAGUCGCUAAUCCCAGCAUUUGAUAUGGGCAUUCUGCCGCAUCUUUACUUUGUCUCUUCAAGGUGUCGGCAUCCUUUGCUUCGACGACAGGUGCUUCGUUUGCUUUGCCAAGGGUCGAGACAAGAGGGUAUUUGGCACAGGGACAUGCUGGCGAGUAUUGCGGAGCGCAUUAUAGAUAUGGAGGAGAGAAAUUG
Molecule: messenger RNA, 1595 nt
Organism: Hyaloscypha bicolor E
Lineage: Eukaryota; Fungi; Ascomycota; Leotiomycetes; Helotiales; Hyaloscyphaceae
Exons: 3
Coding region: 166-1404 (412 amino acids)
Biological process (GO): regulation of DNA-templated transcription
Molecular function (GO): zinc ion binding; DNA-binding transcription factor activity, RNA polymerase II-specific
Source: RefSeq, a predicted model, not a curated record